UUUUUGCCCUUUCUAGAUUCCCUUCCCAUGCUCUUUCCUUAUCAAAGGUCUAGUACUGUUUCCCGCCAAAACAAAGCUUCCCACCCUCGAAUAUAACCCAGUGCACUCUUUUCACUGCCUCACAUUUCCACAGCCCAGAGAGAGAGAGAGAGAUGAAGGGCACAUCCAAAGUGAUAAUGGGGGCAACGCUGGUAAUGGUGGUGAGCCUUGCCAUAGUCUUGGGCUUAAUCUUGGUUCUCCUAGCUGAGCUAUACUGUUCACUCUUGCUCCGCCGCAGGCGUCAGCACAAAACCGACAGAAACAACUCCAUCGUCAACACCGACCUGUCCACCACCGCCGCCUCCGCCACCGAAGCAGCCACCACCACCACCUCUGCCGAGCCCUCAUUACAACCCCAAGGCCCUCCUCUAGGCAGCUUUUUAGGCGUUCUUCGAGCUCCGAGAAGCUUCCUCUUCCCAUCAUGCAAAGAAGAGUACAAUGCAGAACCAAAGAAGCAACAACACUGUCACCUCCACCACGUUCUCGACAUCCCAAACCAAGAAAUAUCAAACGAAUCACCAUCUAUUUCCUUAGCAAAUUCACCACAGCCAGCGCAACGAGACCCAGUUCAAGCUGGUACUACUCCAAACACUGCCGCUGCUGCCGGAGAAGAUCAUUUGGUAUACAUUUCCAAUCCGAUAUACGACAACGAAGCAAACAGAGCUAGCAGCAGCACUACUACAGAAGCAAACACUCCCUUUGAAACUCCGGACACAUCGCCUUCAAGACUUGAAAUGGGGGGCUCUACUUCUAGCUCCGGUGAAGAUAACGAUGAGGUUGCACAACCAACUCCAUCCGGUUCUGGACCUUCAAGCCCAACCACACCUCCUCUAACUCCAAUGAAGAAGCUACCCAAAGAGGCAUGCUCUGUUUCUCUCAGAGACGCAAGGUCUCUAGGAACUUCAGGUAGUGAUUCCAACACUAACAAUGGUAACUCAUCCUCAUCCUCAGGUUCUCCUUGUACUUCUCCUUCAUGGUGAUUGAAGCUAGGGUUGUUUUGGGUAGUUCACCAGGUCUGUGAUGUUGUACUGGGAAAUGGUAAAAUGAGCUGGAAAGAGAGAGAGAGAGAGAGCAGCGAGAUGAACUUUUUUCACUGCAUGCGUGAAAAGCCAUGGUGCCAGAAACAGAGCUGCUUCUAUCUCUUUCUUUGACAGAAUUGAUUUCUUUGUUUUCACUUGCUUUUUUGUAAUUGUUAUUGGGAAGCAGUCUUAUUAUGGCAGCAGUACAGUACAUAAAUUAUGACCCUUUGUUUUUGUU
This is a messenger RNA of Rosa rugosa (rugosa rose), 1296 nucleotides long. RefSeq names its product flocculation protein FLO11. Lineage: Eukaryota; Viridiplantae; Streptophyta; Magnoliopsida; Rosales; Rosaceae. The transcript has a single exon. The record is from RefSeq and is a predicted model, not a curated record. Bases 153 to 1019 code for a protein of 288 amino acids.